AUGGGUGAUCUAUUGGUGGUUCUCGCAUUGUUGUUCAGGGUGACGGCCUAUGAUGCCGGUGGUAAUGACAGCGACAUUUCUCACCCUGUGUCACCAUCACUGACUGUCAAUUCAAAAUUUGUCAUUGUUUGUCAUAUUCCAAGUACAGCCACUACGCGCAAGACCGCCAUGGUGACAACGACCAGAACAUUUGGUUCUGAAAUAAUGAAGAAGAAAAUGGCAACGGAGAUCGGUCGUGAGAGGAGGGGAGAGGCCGAUCCGACAAUACCACCUGGUGCGACACUUGUUCAGGAGCCUGAGCCGUCGCUGCUAAACAUCCCAACUUCUGUUGGCAAGUUCGAGCUCAAGAAAAGGCACAUACUUAUGGCCAUUGGUGUCACUGUCUUUGCCCUACUUUUGAACAUUCAGUCUGCCAUCCCCUUAUUUGUCACGUCUAUCUGUGUUCCUUUGCUUUUAGUUCUUCUUAGAGUCAUCCGUGACGAAGGUGAUGGACAGUUAUUGACGCCUGCUGCCACAAAAUAUGUUUUUUUCCAUCAUGUUCUCACCAACGAUCAUGCUAUCAAUUGGAGGCUUUACCAUUUCAUCUGCCCCAACAAGACCAAUUUUGACCGAGCACUGAUCACUCGCGUUCUCACAUUACCACCCAAGCACCGUUCUGCUUGCAUUCAUGGGCGUGUCGCGUUUCGCCAGCAUGUGGAUCAGACCUCAGCAUUUGGCAAUCAAUCGCAUUGGCCACAAACAUCGGUGGACAGCUCGCUGUUAUCGUCACCACAAAAUAUCAUUGCGCUGCAGGCGAUGGACUCAUCGCUUGACUGCACAAAGUGGUUUGCUGUGGCUCUACCCAUUUCGGCUGGGCAAAAACAACAUUCCGAGACUUGUGAUUCUGGAGGCUGUGCUGAGUUUUAUACAACCUUCACUGUAUUGAGUAUCACAUGGCUAAGGCUAGAAUUCCGAUUCAACGCAGCGGUAGGAAUCUUGGUCUCAACACAAGCGCCUCAUGAAGGCAAUUUCAAACGAUACUCUGAUGGUGAAGCAGGGGUCUGGUGCCAUGGAAUGAGUGUUUUUACCCUGAUGACUGCAACUCCGGACACGAGUCCCACAACGCAUCUAAUCUCCAGGUCCACAUGUUCGGGUCUGGGGGAACCAUUUGCGUCAAAUCCAGCUCUUGAACGGCAGAUAGCGCUUACGCGUGAAGUCGGAGAUGCUUUCCCAAUUGCAUGCUACCACUUGCUGCGCACCAAAACGACCAUGUCCGCAAAUCCUUCACAACUUCUACUCCCUCUUCAUGUAUCUGAAAUCGCCCUCCCACAGAUGGAAGCAAGCAGAGGCAGAAUGACAAUGUACCCUCAUUACGGAACAGGAGCUUGUAAAGCGGACAUAAUGGACACCGAACCAUUCGAGGACCGCUGGGACGGAUUCGAAUUUGGACUCAUUGUCGAAGGAUUGGGAAAUACUGAACAGCGCAUCUGCUUUUUUGAUAUUUGCUAUUUUAACGUUAUUGCAAAUACCCCAAGCGUCCAAUGA
Laccaria bicolor S238N-H82 is the source of this 1524-nucleotide messenger RNA. RefSeq lists its product as uncharacterized. The record is from RefSeq and is a predicted model, not a curated record. NCBI's taxonomy places the organism in Eukaryota, Fungi, Basidiomycota, Agaricomycetes, Agaricales, Hydnangiaceae. The transcript is spliced from 13 exons. Bases 1 to 1524 code for a protein of 507 amino acids.